Molecule: messenger RNA, 878 nt
Organism: Cucurbita pepo subsp. pepo (vegetable marrow)
Lineage: Eukaryota; Viridiplantae; Streptophyta; Magnoliopsida; Cucurbitales; Cucurbitaceae
Source: RefSeq, a predicted model, not a curated record
AAAGGGAUGGGAAGAGGUAGGGUUGAGCUGAGAAGGAUUGAGAACAAAAUAAACAGGGAGGUGAGCUUCUCGAAGAGGAAAGGUGGUUUGGUGAAGAAGGCUCAUGAGAUCUCUGUUCUGUGUGAUGCUGAAGUUGGUUUGAUUCUCUUCUCCCACAAAGGGAAGCUUUUUGAAUACUCUUCUCAUUCAAGCAUGGAGAAAAUACUCGAACGAUACGAGAGAUAUUCUUUCGUAGGUAAGCAGCAAACCGCAGCUUCUGUAUCGAAAUUUUCUCAGGAAGAUUUGACACUCGAGUAUUAUCGACUCAAGUCGAAAAUCGAACUCUUACAACGAAACAACAGUCAUUACAUGGGAGAAGAUUUGGAUUCAUUGAGCGUCAAAGAACUGCAUAACUUGGAAGAACAAAUGGACACAGCACUGAAACAUGUUCGAUCCAGAAAAAACCAACUAAUAUGUGAUUCCAUCUCUAUACUUCAAAGAAAGGAAAGAACAAUACAGGAGCAAAAUUCCCUACUGGCAAAGGAGAUCAAGGAGAAGGAGAAGAGUGUAGCAAUGGCAGAAGAGGCAGAAUGGGAAGAGCAGCAACACCAUUGCUACAAUGCAUUGUCUUUCUUGUACCAAUCAGCUCCUCAUCAGCCCUCUCUAAACAUUGGGCUUGCAAGUUUCGAUGGUCGCCAAUGAAUCCUGUUGCAUGUCGGGAACUUUUUCAGGGACGAUUAGAUUAGUAAUUGAGACUCGAGCGGGGAGGAGGAAGAAGAAAAUGAGGAUGUGGGUAGCUUAAUAAUGGAAAGGGUUUUGUUCUAAAGAAAGUGGUUUGUGUAAAAGGUAGGGCUUUUAGGGUUACAAAUAUGAAAAGGUUUAAUAUUGUUGAAUUUUGU